CAAACUCCUUUUCUUAGGUUGAGUGCUCCUGAGUAUUUGAGCAUAUUCCUGGUUGGAUAUAUCUGUCUCAAACACUCUCUUGGGACAUUUCAGGUUUCUGGGUUUUCAACUGCUCUUUUGAUUUGCUUCAAGGUAUUUUAACUAAUUGGAGUGCCAAAAUAUAAUCUGUUGAUGGUAGCUAUGGUCCAAGAGGAGGGUUCAUCUUCAAUUGGUUCGUCGCCACUUCAGUACUUCUCCAUGAUGUCGCUCUCGCCUGGAAUAGGGUCACCGUAUCCCUGGCUGGGAGAGAUGAGGUCAGAGCGACGGGGUUUGUUCCUAGUCCAUCUUCUGGUCACCUGUGUGAACCAUGUUGCUGCUGGGAACAUUGAGAAUGCUAACAUUGUCCUCGAGCACAUCUCGCAUCUCGCUGCUUCUGAUGGCGAUUCGAUGCAGAGAGUGGCUGCAUACUUCAACGAGGCGCUUGCUGACCGCAUCCUUAAAGGCUGGCCGGGGCUGUACAAGGCCUUAAAGUCCACCCGAAUAACGUCUGCAGCUGAUGAAAAUGUUGUGCAGAAGAUGUUUUUUGAGCUCUGCCCGUUCCUGAGAUUGUCUUAUGUGAUCACGAAUGAGGCUAUCAUGGAGGCGAUGGAACGGGAGAAAGUUGUCCACAUUAUUGAUCUCAACGCGUUUGAGCCUGCACAGUGGAUUAGUCUUCUGCAGGCUAUGAGUGUGCGCCCCGAAGGUCCACCACAUAUCAGGAUAACAGGGAUUAACGAGCAUAAAGAGGUGCUGGAGCAGAUGGCACACCAGUUAAAUGAAGCUGCAGAGAAACUGGAUAUCCCGUUUCAGUUUAAUCCUAUAGUUAGCAGAUUGGAGAGUCUCAGCAUCGAGAGCUUGCCCGUGAAGAUGGGCGAAGCGAUUGCAAUAAGCUCCGUGCUGCAGCUGCAUCCUUUUUUAGCAUUCGACGACGAAAUGCUGCAGAGGAACACCCCCCCGGUGGUGUCUAGGCACGCGAAUUCUGUCCAUCUGCAGAGGAUCCUGCAGGUGAAUCCUCGUACCUUGGGGGAUUUUCUCGAGAAAGAAGUGGCUAAUCCAUACGGUGCUAGCCCCGAUUCCACUUCCUCGUCGCCUUUGCCUUUAGCCACUGCACCUAAGAUGAUGAGUUUCCUCAAUUCCCUGUGGAGCCUCUCCCCCAAAAUAAUGGUCAUGACCGAGCAAGAAGCAAACCACAACGGGUUCAGUCUGAUGGACCGAACCAUGGAGGCCUUAAACUUCUACGCUGCCCUUUUCGACUGCUUGGAAUCCACCAUCCCGAGAGCAUCACCCGAGCGCCAGAAGAUCGAGAAGAUGGUAUACGGGGAGGAGAUCAAGAACAUCAUAUCCUGCGAGGGACUAGAACGAAAGGAAAGGCACGAAAAGCUCGAGAAAUGGAUCCCAAGGCUCGAGCUGUCUGGUUUCAGGAAGGUGAGAUUGAGCUAUCACAUCAUGAUGCAAGGGAGGAGAUUGUUACACAGCCAUAACUACGAUGGAUACAACCUUAAAGAUCAAGACGGGUGUUUCCUCAUUUGCUGGCAGGAUCAACCCCUCUUCUCGGUCUCGGCCUGGAGAUUUCAAAGGUACAGCUAAUGUUAAUACCAUAAUAAACACAUUGUUGUUCUUUUCAUCCUGUUCUUUUACCUGUACAAAGGAUUGGAUUGCAAUUCUUCCAUUGUAGGCCUAUGAAAGAAUCAAGCAUUUCAGACUGCAAACCAUAUAUAGGAAUUGUAUUAUAUUUUCAAAAAGUACAAAUUA
Ipomoea triloba (trilobed morning glory) is the source of this 1770-nucleotide messenger RNA. Its product is annotated as scarecrow-like protein 3. Bases 172 to 1605 code for a protein of 477 amino acids. The transcript has 2 exons. Gene Ontology annotation, molecular function: DNA-binding transcription factor activity; sequence-specific DNA binding. Gene Ontology annotation, cellular component: nucleus. Gene Ontology annotation, biological process: regulation of DNA-templated transcription. NCBI's taxonomy places the organism in Eukaryota, Viridiplantae, Streptophyta, Magnoliopsida, Solanales, Convolvulaceae. The record is from RefSeq and is a predicted model, not a curated record.